GACAGCUCGCUGUCAGAAGGUGAGCUCGUUCCCCCGACGCGGAGGAGACGGAGGCGCCGCCGUCAAUGCGUGACUUGCCCUUCCGCCGGUGACCAGCACGUCCCAGUGAAACGAGAACCACGGAUCGACCUCUCCACCGAGCCCGGCCAUGGACGAACAGGCAGGGCCCGGCGUGUUCUUCAACAACAACAACAACUCCGUCCUCCCCGCCGGCGGCGGCGGCGGGGGGAAGGCGCCGCUGCCCGACGGCGACGCCGCGGAGGCGGGGAGAGCGCAGUACAGCAUCCCGGGGAUCCUGCACUUCCUGCAGCACGAAUGGGCCCGUUUCGAGGUGGAAAGAGCACAAUGGGAGGUGGAGCGCGCCGAAUUGCAGGCCCAAAUCGCCUUUCUGCAGGGGGAAAGGAAAGGCCAGGAGAACUUAAAGAAAGACCUUGUCAGAAGGAUCAAAAUGCUGGAGUAUGCACUGAAGCAAGAGAGAGCGAAGUACCACAAGUUAAAAUAUGGGACAGAUUUAAAUCAAGGUGACAUGAAACCUCCGAGCUACGACUCUGAUGAGGCCAAUGAGAACGAGACUUCUGGAUCGCUCAACAAUCAACUGUCCUGGAAACAAGGCCGACAGCUCCUCAGACAGUAUCUGCAGGAGGUGGGCUACACAGACACCAUUUUAGAUGUAAAGUCCCAAAGAGUUCGAGCUCUACUAGGACUUGCUGGAGAUGGAGGCGGGAGGACAGGUGAACGGAUGAGUACUGAGCCUUUGGUCAAUGGAACAGACGCAACAACAAAGGGCAUGGGCACCAGGGGGAAAGCUGAGCUCUCUGACACGAGUGCUGUGCUGGAGGCCUUCAAAUUUAUUGAGAGUGCCGCAGCUGAGUUCAGUGAUGAAGAUGAGGAGGAGGAUAGCGAGGGGAAAGACAGGACUAAUGUGGAUUCCAGGACGAUCUUGAGGAAGAAGCCCGCAUCGUCAUCAUCAUCAUCGCCAGCCAGUAUGGACACCAGUGAGGACCCUGACACAGAGGAGGCAUUGAAGGGCUUUGACUUCCUGUCCAGCCCAGACGAGAUGGACACCUCGUCAGAGUCCAGAGGCCCUGGAGACGGGACAGACUGGGAGAAGGACGAGCAAGGUCCUAUUUCUGAGGCGUGGGACGUGGACCCGUGUCUGAUAAAGGAACUCAAGGAGCAGUACAAAAAGGAGCGCAGGGGGAAAAAGGGGGUGAAGAGGCCCAACCGGUCCAAGUUACAGGACAUGCUGGCCAACCUGCGGGAUGCCGAGGACUUGUCUCACCAACAGCCUCCAUCCACUCCUCAGGCCCGACCCAAUGCGCCCCGCUUUAACGAACAUGAGGGAAACCGACCAGAUGAAGUGGAGGCGCUUACUUUCCCACCCACCUCAGGGAAGUCGUUUAUUAUAGGCACGGACGAGGCCAUGGAGAGCGAGCUGGGCUUGGGGGAGCUGGCCGGGCUCACAGUGGCCAACGAGGCUGACGGCCUGGUAUAUGAUAUUGGCAACAACACAGAUGCCAUGAGGAAAACCUGGAACCCCAAGUUCACUCUGCGGAGUCAUUUUGAUGGGAUUCGCGCUCUGACCUUCCACCCCGUGGAGCCGGUCCUCGUCACCGCUUCAGAGGACCACACGCUCAAGAUGUGGAAUUUACAAAAGACUGCGCCAGCCAAAAAGAGUACAUCUUUAGACGUGGAACCCAUCUACACUUUCAGGGCCCACAGGGGGGCUGUACUAAGUGUGGUGAUGAGCACCACAGGGGAGCAGUGUUUCAGCGGAGGGGUUGACGGGACUAUCCAGUGUUGGAACACGCCCAACCCCAACAUCGACCCCUAUGACUCCUACGACCCUUCGGUGCUGCGUGGAGCGCUGAGCGGACACACGGACUCAGUCUGGGGCUUGGUUUACAGCAACGCACACCAGCGCCUCCUCUCAUGCUCUGCAGAUGGAACUGUGAGACUGUGGGAUGCCAAUACCACCUCCCCUGCACUUGCUGUUUUCAACGAAAAUAAAAAGCUGGGAGUUCCAUCCUCAGUAGACCUGGUGUGCAGCGAUCCAGCCCACCUGGUCACAUCCUUUACAAACGGGCAGCUCGGCCUCUUUAACAUGGAGACCCGCCAGCUGGUCCUCAGUCUGGAGUCCAACUUGGAGCCAGGCACUCCCUGUCAGAUCAACAAGGUGCUCAGCCACCCCACACUCCCCAUCACCAUCACCGCACAGGAGGACAGACACAUCAAGUUCUUUGACAACAACAGCGGGAAGCUGAUUCACUCCAUGGUGGCCCACCUGGAUGCCGUCACCAGCUUAGCUGUGGACCCCAAUGGACUUUAUCUCAUGUCAGGCAGCCACGACUGCUCCAUCCGUCUAUGGAACCUGGAGAGUAAAACCUGCAUCCAGGAGUUCACAGCUCACAGAAAGAAGUUUGAGGAAUCGAUCCACGAUGUGGCGUUUCAUCCAUCUAAAUGCUACAUCGCCAGCGCCGGGGCGGACGCUCUCGCAAAGGUGUUCGUAUGACGCGGAGCUGCGUGUCCGUCCACAGCCCUGCUCUCUGACUCAGUCUCCCAUGAUCAGGGACCAAUAGAGACACAGCAGGGGGAGGACCGUCAGGCAGGGGUCCAGUCCCCACCUCACACAGCCCACUGGUCUCCUGUGAAACUGCAAGCCUCAAACAAGCUGUGACUGUAUAGAAGGGGCUCACACGGAGGCCAUCAGGAGAACUGCUCUCUGGUCCCCCACCCACCAUCCAGGCAGGCCUGGGUGGGACCGGUCACAGUGCCCCUACAGACAAACUUAAGCUUUACCUCCACAGAAAGGAGGCUCAGGACAAGUAUUAAUUUGGAGUGGAGGAAGGAGGUUCCCAGGUCCUUCCUCCUCUGCCCCUGUUCCAGAUCCCUCAGGCCCGCAACCUUUCCUCUCAGAAAAACCAGGUCCAGCUCCCGUACUCCAAGUCAGUUUUGUGUUGUGUUUUGGAAACGUGGGCUACCGAAGGCUCGCUGGAGCCACGUGGGCCUCUCCGGCUUCCUCUUCUCUGCUUCCCAGAGUGACUCUGCUUGCUGGCCUGCCUUUAUUUUGAAAAACCGAUAUUGACAAAUGUGCCUUUGCUUUAAAAAGGUCUUGAAAAUGUUAUUUUAACAAAUUUGUUUUGGAGAACAGGGAGGGUGGGGGUGGUGAAGAAUCAAAGCUGGUUGUCACAAUGUGUUUGAUUUUAACAUUGGAUGUAAAAUUACAAAUACUUAUAAUAAACAAAAUAUAUAUUCAGUCUUAAAAUUUACUGUGCAGCGUGAGUUUGAGUGCUCAUUUUUGAUAAGUGUGGUUGGGGACUCAGUUUUAUGCGUUUCAGGACAAAACUGGUAGAGUGAUAAAGACCAUUAAAUAUAUUGCCUGUUUGUUAGAUUCAAGUAACUGUGCACUUCAGAAGUAAGAUUACAAACAUAUGUGUCCAAAGUAAACCAUUCUGGUUAUAUAACUGCAACUCAGACUUGGUUUUAGAUGUUAAUUUUAGGAGUAACUAACAGAUUUUGGCCAGUUUGCUCUUGUUUGAAUUGAAUGGCGUGUACUGUAUGUAGUUUUCCCCAGCUGUGUGGACAUGCUUGACUACAAUGUGAUGCAUCAUGUAUGUCCUGAUAAUUACAAUAGUCCAGUGUUUAGCAGGAAAUUAGUGCAGUACUUUAGGACUAUUUGAAAUAAUGGUUUAACCAUCCAACACUGAGGGAUUCAAUUCUGGUUUACUGUAAACGGGGGAGGUUUAAAAGGAAAAGGAAAACAAAAAAAAAAGUAAAUCAAGGUAUUGUACAUGGAGAUGCAGCUUCAAAUGAGCCAUUUUCACAGUCACUGGUUUGUAUAUGAAAGUAUGUUCAAAAUAAAACCUGCUGUAAAAUAUUAA
Molecule: messenger RNA, 3881 nt
Organism: Cololabis saira (Pacific saury)
Lineage: Eukaryota; Metazoa; Chordata; Actinopteri; Beloniformes; Belonidae
Product: striatin-like
Exons: 17
Coding region: 149-2512 (787 amino acids)
Cellular component (GO): dendrite
Molecular function (GO): protein-containing complex binding; armadillo repeat domain binding; protein phosphatase 2A binding
Source: RefSeq, a predicted model, not a curated record